Messenger RNA from Jatropha curcas, 1504 nucleotides. It is a transcript of the gene DMC1, whose product is annotated as DNA repair (Rad51) family protein. Gene Ontology annotation, molecular function: double-stranded DNA binding; single-stranded DNA binding; ATP binding. NCBI's taxonomy places the organism in Eukaryota, Viridiplantae, Streptophyta, Magnoliopsida, Malpighiales, Euphorbiaceae. The record is from RefSeq and is a predicted model, not a curated record. Gene Ontology annotation, cellular component: nucleus; condensed nuclear chromosome. Gene Ontology annotation, biological process: DNA recombinase assembly; mitotic recombination; reciprocal meiotic recombination.
AGAAACUUGCCAAACUCGGAUCUGACUAUUACGUAAAUUCUAUUUUAAAAAACUUCGUCAAUUCCGAUUCCCGCCUUAUAAUAGAAUUUCAUGCCAUUAAACUGAAAGGGACAUUUGACAUUUAAAUUCAAAAUCUCACUUCCUACCUUUCUUAAGCCAAACACCUCUAAAUUUCCUCUGUUAGAAAGUGUAAACGACUAGCUGAGAUUUUCUUCUUUGAAAUCGAAGAUGAUAGCUGCUCUCAAAGCCGAAGAGCAAAGCCAGCUACAGCUGGUGGAGCGAGAAGACAUUGAUGACGAAGAGGACUUGUUUGAAGCCAUUGAUAAGUUGAUCUCUCAAGGAAUCAAUGCUGGAGAUGUCAAGAAGCUUCAAGAUGCAGGGAUCUACACCUGCAAUGGAUUGAUGAUGCACACAAAGAAGAACCUAACAGGGAUUAAAGGAUUAUCGGAAGCUAAAGUUGAUAAGAUAUGUGAAGCUGCAGAGAAAAUAGUGAAUUUUGGUUAUAUAACUGGAAGUGAUGCUCUACUCAGAAGAAAGUCUGUGAUUCGCAUCACAACAGGAAGCCAAGCACUUGAUGAACUGUUAGGAGGUGGUAUAGAAACUUCAGCAAUUACCGAAGCUUUUGGAGAAUUCCGAUCUGGGAAAACACAGCUUGCCCAUACCCUUUGUGUUUCCACACAGCUUCCUUCUAACAUGCAUGGUGGGAAUGGAAAAGUCGCUUAUAUCGAUACCGAGGGAACUUUCCGGCCUGAUAGGAUUGUUCCAAUAGCUGAAAGAUUUGGCAUGGACCCAGGGGCAGUCCUAGACAAUAUCAUCUAUGCUCGUGCAUAUACAUAUGAGCAUCAGUAUAACCUGCUUCUUGGUUUGGCUGCCAAAAUGUCUGAAGAGCCAUUCAGGCUUCUGAUUGUGGAUUCAGUAAUUGCACUCUUUCGAGUGGAUUUCACUGGUAGAGGAGAACUCGCAGAGCGCCAGCAAAAAUUAGCACAGAUGCUAUCCCGAUUGACAAAGAUAGCUGAAGAAUUCAACGUUGCAGUUUAUAUGACUAACCAAGUUAUAGCUGACCCAGGUGGCGGAGUGUUCAUAUCUGAUCCAAAAAAACCAGCUGGAGGUCACGUGCUUGCUCAUGCAGCCACAAUCAGGUUGAUGUUCCGGAAAGGAAAAGGUGAACAACGCGUCUGUAAGGUGUUUGAUGCCCCAAAUCUGCCAGAAGCUGAAGCAGUAUUUCAGAUAACACCAGGCGGUAUUGCCGAUGCAAAGGACUAGAGGAAGUGUGUGCUCCUAGCCUUACGCUGAACAGCAAGAGGCGUAAUAGUAUAACUGUUUGAUUUCCAGUUAUCUACUAGUGGAUGUAUAAGGUUAGAAAAGAACAGAUAUUUGUUGCUUUAAAAAGUUAAAAAGAGGAAAAGCAAGGGUUAGCUGCCCUUGCGCGUGCUCUACAUUUAUCCUAAGUUCUUUAAUGGGCUCUGUAUAGGAUGCUUUAUAAUAUAAAAUUGCUUUACGUCUA